Molecule: messenger RNA, 3596 nt
Organism: Pimephales promelas (fathead minnow)
Lineage: Eukaryota; Metazoa; Chordata; Actinopteri; Cypriniformes; Leuciscidae
Gene: zc3h11a
Product: zinc finger CCCH-type containing 11A
Biological process (GO): poly(A)+ mRNA export from nucleus
Molecular function (GO): metal ion binding
Source: RefSeq, a predicted model, not a curated record
GCCAUUUUGUUUCCUUGUGAAGUCGUAAAGGAAUAACUCUCCAGUCCGGGAGCGUCGACCAUUCUACAUGCACCAAACCGAUCGUACUUAAUUCCAGUCGGUAUAAACUGGAUCAACACAGUGCGGAGCGACCCUUCAAGAAGCGCUUGAGAUCACCAGGGAACGUCUCAGCCACUGCAGGGAGAUUCACGUGGACCCUGUCGCAGACAUCCGGAACGAGAUUCCAGCAUCAGCGAAGAGAUCCUCACCUGGAAGAGUACAAACUUGUGCCAGAAUGACCAUGCAAGGAGAUGACUGCUACUUCUUCUACUAUUCCACUUGUACUAAGGGUGACAGCUGUCCUUUUCGACACUGCGAGGCCGCCAUGGGUAGCGAGACUGUCUGCAACCUGUGGCAGGAGCAAAGGUGCUUCCGUAACAUCUGCAAGUUUCGACAUAUGGAAAUAAAGAAAAACCGCAAAGUAAUCGCAUGCUAUUGGGAGAACCAGCCAGCUGGCUGCCAGAAACCUCACUGUGCUUUUCAUCAUGAGAAGCCACGCAUCAUUGAUGGGAAUUAUUUUGCCCCAGACAAAGGUCAAGUAAAGGAGAAAGAAGAGACCCCACACGAGGACCAAGUCAACCAAGUCCCUGCGCCCACUGCAAACCCUACUAACCCACAGCUUAGAGGGGUCAUUAGAACUGAGACCCAGGAGAAUGUCCCCAGCCCUACCCAUCCACCUGUGGUCAUCAACCCCGUGGAUGAUGAUGAUGAGGAUGAUCAAUUCUCAGAGGAAGGAGAUGAAUCUCUCGGAGGCUCACCCCGGAAACUGAUAACAUAUAAAGAUGAUUCGCUGAAUUUUGGUAUCCAGACUCUGGAGGAGAUCAGAUUGAGGAAAGCACUUAUGGCCAACCUGAAGAAAGCUGGGCAGUCCACCAUGCAGAGCUCUGCCCAAAACAAUGGAACUGCUAUUGAAAAGGAAAACAUUCAGUCGCUUUCACGUCUGGAAGUAAACAAUGCCAAGAAUGAUUCGUUUAAUGAAACUGGAAAAAGAAAAAUUUCAGACAGACUUGGGAAAAGAAUUUUGAAAAGAGAUGGUCCUGAAGAGCUGCCUUUGAAACGAAGCCUUGCUGAACGACUCGGUAGAACAGUUGAAUCCUCCACAGACGUUCUACCACCGAAAGCUCAGAAACCAGUGCGAGAAAGACUUGGGUUGACCUCCGACCUUCCCAGCUCCGACAUCGAGCCAAAACCAUCCGGAGACAUCCGUAUAAAAACCCUUGAGGAGAUUCGGCAAGAGAAGGCAGCCAAAAGCCUCAAAUCGAGUAAAGUUGUGCGUGUUGUAAAAGAAGUAGCGAAGGAGGAGUCGAACCCUUCCAAGAAAAGUGUCAAACCUGCUGGUGGACCACAAGUUAAGACUUUCUCUGAAAUCCUUCACGAAAAGAAAAAAAUGCAGGAGAAAAAAGUCCAUGAAAUGAACAUGGCUGCCAAAAGUCCAGAGGGGAAUGAAGGACUUUGCUCUGCAGAAGCUGCAGUCAAGGCCCCUGUGCCAGCUGUGGAGGUACGAGUUAAAACGCUGGAGGAAAUACGCCGGGAAAAGGCUGCAAGGAUGCAAGCACAACUUCAAGAGGGCACAGACGACAAGACCCCAACCUCUAGUGAAGCAGAGUCGAGUGGACCUCCAAAAAGGCGCAUUCUGCGUGUUAAUAAAGCCACUGCUGCUGUCAGCACUGUAGGUCAGACAAAACCAGACACAUCUGAUAAGAAACGGGAACCUGCUACAGAGACAAAUGGAAAAGGCGAACCUUCCAGUGUGCCUGUUAAAGUGAAGACGUUUGAGGAGAUCAUGCGUGAAAAGAGACUCCGCAAGCUGCAGGAGGAGCAAGUCACCUCCACCAACCAGAAAGACGCAUCACCUGCUGCCUCUCCGUCAGCAUCAGAAUCCUCCGCCCAGCCUCAAACCACAGUGAGACCGAGGAUCGCCCUCAAACCCAAGCCCUCUCCGCUCCCUGCUGCUGUAGUGCCUCAGAAAAGCUCCCCCGAGCUGUCUGGAGAUAGUACUCCAUCGUCAAACACACCAAAGCCCUCCACCUCUCCGGUCAUUCCUGUCCAGCUAGCUGAGGGAUCUAUGCAAACUGUGGAGAAAAAGGUGAAGCCCAAGGUGAACGUGAAGCCAUCAGUAAUGAAGCCGGCCCAGAGGAGGAAAGCUGCAAAAGUCAACUCUGCUGUUGCUGAAGUGAAACCUCUUAACGCUGCCUGUCAAUCACCUUCCUCCCUGGUUAUUCCCAACAAGCGCCUUAAGGUGGCUUCACCAACCUCUCAGUUCGACACUCAUCAGGUGCCCUGCUCUAACACAGAGGAAAUUCAGAUGGUUCCUAUUAGCUGCCUUGAGCCUGCCAGUACUACAUCAGCUGAGACUGUUGCAGUCCCCCAAAGCCCUGUGAUCAGAACACCCAGUGUGCAGCGCAAUCGGCGGUCCAGCACCACCUCUGGUCGAGCUGCUGCUGUUACCAGUUCAUCGAUGGAUGACUUUGAAGACCUGUUGGAUGAAUUUACUGAUGAUCGGCUUGAGGAUGACUUGGAAUUGGAUUCGGGCAAGGGAGAGGAUGACCUUCUUUUAGAACUCUCAGAGAUGAUUGACAGCUAGAAAUGAGCGAUGUCACAACCUUUAUUUACUUACCACUGCCACUAUGAAUAUAAAAGGACUCUGAGACGUAAUUCAACCCACACUAUUUUAAAAUAAGAUUUAUUUUAUUUUCAAAUUCUGAAAGAUCUGUUUUAUUAUUCCUUUUAGAUUUUUCUUGUCAAUGUAAAUAUUUCUUCAUCAUCAAGUAGUGUUUUAGAAUUAUUUUCUUCAGUUGAUUUCUUAAAGCUGUCAAAAAUGGGCAAAAAAAAAAACCAUUGUUGGAGGUAUGAGCAAGCAAUCAUAAGACAGCCUCAGGUGUAAUGAUUGUGUUGGAGGUCAUGUUAUAGCACUAGUCAUCAUGCAUUACAGCGGCAGGAAGUUUUCAGUUGUGUACUGUGUAUGCCGGAAAUUGUUUUUCUUUUUUUGUGUGUGUGUUGGAGAGGCACUGCAAGGCAACAUCUCUCUCAGUGUUCAUUUUGAGUCGUAUGCAUUAGCGACAUUAUUUUAACAGGUCAUCUCGUUAACCUUUGAUCUGCUAUAGGAAAAACAUUUUAUGAUCUUAUUAUUUAAUGUUUUGACUGAGUUGGAGGUCACAGAUAUUUCUCCCCCUUUUUCAUUUAGGUGGAAGCAAUUCUAUUAUAAAUGUUAUGCUACAUGAAAUUCCCUUGGGAACCAUCUAUACCUUUUCACCUUGUGAAAUGAUUACCAAAUUAUUUUAGCAGUUACUCAGACUUCUGAAUGUAACAUGUUAGCAUGACAAAGCCGUGUUCUCAGGGAAAAUCCUUAAGCUUUGCUCGUCUUUGUUUACCUGUAUUUUUUUUUUUCUUUCUUAAAUUUCUUCACCAUUUUCUCUUCUUAGUUUUUAUUCACCUUCGUUUUCUAACAUCAUGUAUUAAGGGGCUGGGAUGAGAAAAUAAUGUAAUCUGUUCUGCAGUAUCACCCAAGUUGCACCUCUUCAAAACUAUUGUAAAUAAAUAAAAUGCCUAUGAACACA